Molecule: messenger RNA, 4084 nt
Organism: Heterocephalus glaber (naked mole-rat)
Lineage: Eukaryota; Metazoa; Chordata; Mammalia; Rodentia; Bathyergidae
Gene: Pgap4
Product: post-GPI attachment to proteins GalNAc transferase 4
Biological process (GO): GPI anchor biosynthetic process
Cellular component (GO): Golgi membrane
Molecular function (GO): glycosyltransferase activity
Source: RefSeq, a predicted model, not a curated record
UGCGGGAUUAGGGGUGGCUGCGGCUGGCACGCGGAGGGCAGCCUCGGGGAAUGGUGCGGCAGGGCAGGGCCUGCGGCGUGGGCGGGCUGGCUUCGCUGCGGCCCUGCGCCGGGUGCCGGCCGCUUCCAGCGGGAAGACUGCGGGGGCAGCUGAAGGGCGUCCCCCGCACUGCCGGCUGGCGUCAGCGUAGGGAUGAGACCCCUCCCCAUGCCUGGCCGGUGCCUGCUGCGUCGCUAGCGACGAGAGUACGACAAGGGUGCCAAGAGCCUGGGCUUGACUUGCAAUGAUUCUGGCCUGAAUUCUAGGAUGGUUCGUUCUUGGGACCAGACAUGACUAAGAGUUGACCUCAAGAACAUAUCACCCUCUCCAGCUGCCAUGCUUCUCCGGAGGCUGCGGCGACUCUCCUGGGGCAGCACUGCUGUCCAGCUCUUCAUACUAACUGUGGUAACGUUUGGCUUGCUGGCUCCCCUGGCCUGUCACCGGCUUUUGCACUCUUACUUCUAUCUGCGCAACUGGCAUCUGAACCAAAUGAGCCAAGAGUUCCUGCAGCAGAGCCUGAAGGAAGGGGAGGCUGCUCUCCACUACUUUGAGGAGCUGCCCUCUGCCAAUGGCUCAGUGCCCAUUGUCUGGCAGGCCACGCCCCGCCCCUGGCUGGUGAUCACCAUCAUCACUGUGGACAGGCAGCCUGGCUUCCACUACGUCUUACAGGUCGUGUCACAGUUCCACCGGCUCCUACAGCAGUGUGGCCCCCAGUGUGAGGGAUACCAGCUCUUCUUGUGCAAUGUGGAGCGCAGUGUGAGCCAUUUCGAUGCCAAAUUGCUCUCCAAGUAUGUACCUGUGGCCAACCGCUACGAGGGAACUGAGGAUGAUUAUGGUGAUGACCCUUCAACCAACUCAUUUGAGAAAGAAAAGCAAGACUAUGUAUAUUGUCUUGAAUCCUCACUGCAGACCUACAAUCCAGACUAUGUCCUGAUGGUGGAAGAUGAUGCUGUUCCAGAAGAGCAAAUAUUCCCAGUCUUGGAGCACCUGCUGCGGGCUCGCUUCUCUGAGCCACACCUCCAAGAUGCCCUGUAUCUUAAGCUCUAUCACCCCGAGAGGCUCCAGCAUUACAUCAACCCAGAGCCUAUGCGGAUCCUGGAGUGGGUCGGUGUGGGCAUGUUGCUGGGGCCCUUGUUAACCUGGAUAUACAUGAGGUUUGCCAGCCGCCCAGGCUUUAGCUGGCCUGUCCUGCUCUUCUUCUCACUGUAUAGUAUGGGACUGGUGGAACUGGUGGGCCGGCACUAUUUCCUUGAACUGCGGCGCCUGAGUCCUUCCUUGUACAGUGUGGUUCCUGCUUCUCAGUGUUGCACCCCAGCAAUGCUCUUCCCUGCACCUGCAGCCCGCCGAACCCUCACCUACCUGUCGCAAGUGUAUUGCCACAAGGGAUUUGGCAAGGACAUGGCACUGUACUCACUCUUGAGGGCCAAAGGAGAGCGGGCCUAUGUGGUAGAGCCCAAUCUGGUGAAGCACAUUGGGCUCUUCUCCAGCCUCCGGUACAAUUUUCAUCCCAGUCUGCUCUAGAGUGCCAAAAAAUGCCUUUCAGAAAGUGAUCAGUUCCUAGAGAUUCAAACAUUGAGUUCCUUAUUUGAUUGCUUGCAGCUAUUUUCAUGGUUUAAUGUUGCUAGGAAUAAAGGCACUGAGACAGCUGAGAAACAUGCAUUAAUCAACAUGGGCUUUGGUAAACCCCAGCAGGGCCAGCAGUUUGCUACAGGUCUGGACCUCUCUCCCGCCACACAGCCACACUGCCUCAUGCAGUCUGUCCCACCUAGCGGGAGUUCCUUUAAAUACCAGUUAUGUUCCCCAGUUAUUUGUAAGUUCUGCUUUGUGAGGAGCUUGUGACUCCCAAAAGUCUUGUGCACAGUGAAAAAUGAUUGUUUAGGAUUUUAAUGGUAGUAUUUGGUGAACAGUGAGAUCCUUUCGAAUGGAUUUCCUUCCAUUGGAUAUGAGAAUGAGUGUAUGUUUAGAAUGUAAGCCUAGAGAGGCAGGAUUAUGUUGGUAUAUUCCAUUUGUUUCCUUGACCUGGUGUAAUAAAAACUGUUAAAAGCCAUGAAGCAAGUGAUCUGGCUAGUUUAUGGCCUGGCAUUUUCUUUUCUCAUAUAUCUGUAGUCAGUAUUGUUAGUGAGCACUCUUACGUUAUAGCAGGAUCUGGAAGGACUUUCUGAAUCAUCAAAGUUCAAUUGCCUAUGUUCAAUAUGAUUUAAUAAUGAAUAUUUAUGCAAUAUAUGGAUUCUUUGACAGUUGGAUAUUUCAGAUGGAUUCAAAAUGGGUGAAUUGUUUAUUAGUAGCAUAUCCUUUUCCCUCACUUUGGUUUUUUUUUUCCUCUUUUCACUGUACCAUUUUUUUCUUCUCGUAGCAUGAUGGUAUAGAAGAAAAGGCAUGGGAUGUAAAAUCGUAAAACCCAAACCUUGUCAUUGAGGUCUCUUGUAUUCUAAUGAUAAGACUUUGAGAAAGUCAUAUAACCAGUCUGGGUCUCUGUUUCUUUGUCUGUAAAGUGAGGGUAGUAGUUGCUACCUUUUAAGUUAGGGUUGAGCAUAAAAUGAUAGAAUGGAUAUGAAACAUCUAGCAAAUGCUAAACCCAUCAAGGAUACUUGGCAGAGUUUUUUUUUCUAUCUCUUGAAAUGAGCAUACAGAACUCCAGUGCAUUUUGGGUAAAAACAUUAUUUAAAGUGUGACAUAGGACAACAAGCUAACACCUGGGUAGCAGCUGGCCCAGUCCAAACACUACUAGAAUAAAGGCUGACUUUUCCUUGUGUCUUCUGAAGGACAUGCAGCUCAGCUUUCACCUAGCCCCACCUCCCACCAUUCCAAAAUUAAAUUAUUCAUUCAGACUAGAAAUGAACUGAGACUCCCAUUGAACUCAUUCCAAGACUACCAUCUGAAAAUUACCAUUCUGAAAAGUUGCAAAUAAAUGUCCUUUGAUAACACUUAUUAAAAUUGUGUCCAGCAAGUCCUUUUAUGGAGAUGGAUGAUUAUGUGAGACAGUUCAAGCAGUUGUUUAGUUUGUUUUGAUGCCAUGUCUUUCAUUUGCUUUUAAACUUCCACAGUAAACUUCUGUUUUGAGAUCCAUUCAAGAACACUAAGGGAGAUGUAGGGACUGAUCUGCCAUACUGUACAGAUGAAUGAUUUGAGACCUAUAGAUGUGAAACAGGUUCACAGCUGAACAGCAACAGAGCCAGGUUGGAAACAUAGCUCUUCUUACUUUUAGCCCCUGUACUUUUUUCUGAACCACAUUUAUUUUUUAUGUGGCCAAAGUCUGGUUUGUAAAAAUCUUGAUUGUAAUCCAGACUAAAUAAUUUCUGUAAGCUAAAAUAGCAGAAACCCAUUACUCUGUUAGUCUUUAAGAAUAAAUGAUAGACGUGUAUAUGUUCUGUGUUUACAGUGAGCUGUUAGAUAUCCCUCAGCAAUGCCCAAAGUGAUCAGAGAUAUGAGAUGACUCAUUACAGAUACUCACAUUCUACUCUCCUUGCUCCUGGAAAUGGAUUCAAGCCCAAGUUUUAGAACUGAACCACUUCCAAUUUAGAUUUGCUAAAGUUGUUACAUAAUGAUUGGGUCUCCUUAUGAGAGGCUUUUGAUUAGUAACAGGAGAAUCAUGUUAAGCUAGCAGGCCCAAGAUAUGGAAUCACUGAUGUUUACAUUUCUGCUCUUUCUAAUUCAGUUGUCCACUACUUGCACAUUUUCCUUCCCUGGCUUAUCUAUUUAGUGCCUCAGGCCAUCCUUCCUUGUCUGUUUUCUCCACCUUCAUCUCAUGAUAUCUUUCCCCAUUGAUCUUAACUAAGGUCUGCCAUCCUUGGACAUUUUCUGCAAACAAACACAGGCUUAGUUCUGCCCUUUUAUCCCGAGCCACUUCUAGAUCCUUAGCCUUACACCAAAACUGAAGUCUCAUUUAGUCAGGAGCAAGAGCCUAAACUGAGAUACCCCUCCUAUAUCAAGAGUUAUCAGGAGGGUGGAGAUCUCAAAAUCUUUCCCCUUCUCAAAGUUCCUUGUUGUGAUUGAGUGUAUUUGCAUAGAUAUGCCAGUUGAAAUAAAAGUACAUGUUCUAUCAAGG